AGGAAGAUCUCCGUCCAGGCUGCCUCUCCCACCCUCCGCGCCCGGGGACCCUCAAGAAAAAAAAUCCAGCACCCCGAUCCCGCGGCUAGCCCCUCCCCCCAGGCUCUCUCCGCUGGAUUUCGCCACCGUUAUGUGGGAAGCGAAUCCGUGGUGGAGUUCUUUAGCUGUUUUCUUUCAGUGGACAAAACCGACGACCGGGGAAUCUUUCCUCUGCAAGUCUGCCUCCCUCCUUGCUUGACUUCGGUGUUUGCAUUAUGUCUGAGAUGUUUCACAAAGCAGAAGAAGUCUUACUCAAAACGACCGAGAAGGAGAUGGAGGAGAUGGAUACGUCCGACACCCAGUGGGGCUGGUUUUACUUGGCAGAAUGUGGGAAGUGGCAUAUGUUCCAGCCGGAUACCAACAUUCAGUGUUCAGUUAGCAGUGAAGAUAUCGAAAAAAGCUUCAAAGCAAACCCUUGUGGCACCAUUUCUUUUUCUACUUCCAAAUUCAGCUACAGGAUAGACUUUGCAGAAAUGAAGCAAAUGAAUCUCACCACCGGGAAACAGCGCUUAGUGAAAAGAGCCCCCUUUUCCAUCAGCACUUUCAGUUACAUCUGUGAAAAUGAAGCUAUCCCUCUGCCGCUACACUGGGAGCACGUGAACACCGAAGUUCCCUAUCAGCUUAUUCCUCUGCAGAGUCAAACCCACGAGUAUAACGAAGUUGCUGGUCUCUUUGGGAAAACAAUGGAUCGCAACCGAAUUAAAAGAAUUCAGAGAAUUCAAAAUCUAGACUUGUGGGAAUUCUUUUGCAGGAAAAAGGCUCAGCUCAAGAAAAAAAGGGGUAUCCCUCAGAUCAACGAACAGAUGCUGUUUCAUGGUACCAGCAGUGAAUUUGUGGAAGCCAUUUGCAUUCAUAACUUUGAUUGGAGAAUAAAUGGCAUCCAUGGUGCUCUCUUUGGGAAAGGGACCUACUUCGCUAGAGACGCUGCGUACUCCAGUCGCUUCUGCAAAGAUGACCUCAAGCAUGGGAACACCUUCCAAAUCCACGGGGUCAGCUUGCAGCAGCGGCAUCUCUUCAGAACCUACAAAUCUAUGUUCCUCGCCCGAGUGCUCAUUGGGGACUACAUAAACGGAGACUCCAAGUACAUGCGACCUCCUUCCAAAGACGGGAGCUACGUGAAUUUGUAUGACAGCUGCGUGGAUGAUACCUGGAAUCCAAAGGUCUUUGUGGUCUUUGAUGCCAACCAGAUCUAUCCCGAAUACUUGAUAGACUUCCACUGAGUCCGCUCCCAGAGCCCCACGGUCACGGAAGGGUUGUCCUUCUUGCAGGAAGAUUCGCUCUCCGAUCGUCUAGCCACUGAAGGUUCAUGAUCUGAUACUUUUGAAACAGAUAUGAAAAAAAUGAGUGGCCUCCCUAUAAAAAGAGACACUGACGUUAAGGUUGGUUAUUUUGUUGGUGGUGUGUUUUCGUCUGAUACUCAUCGUCCUGUUUUUUUGUUUUGUUUUUAAUGACACCGUUGCCAUUUUACCACACCAGGGUGAAAGAUACCAUUGGACCUUGGGUGAGCUGUGCCUCAAAUGCCCUGGGCACACAAAAUUUUCUCAAAUCAGUGUGCGUGCCAGCAAGAGCCAUGCUUUGUGCCCAUGCAGACUACUUAUUCAGAUCUGUGUUCCCAAAAAGAGUUAAAAUGUUGGCAUCCCUGUGUCCCUGUAGAGGACUUCAUCUGUUGUCAGUUGAAUUCCGGGGUUUCUAACCUCCAGUUAGCUUGUUGCUUUGUUGGCCGUCUGAAGGAAGGAGGAGAGAUUCCAACCUCCAAACAGGAGUAUUGCUUUCGAGGAACCAGAAACAAGAAAACGGUGUGCAGUGCCACCACACAAGCCGGAAGGAGAAAGUCCAGGUCGAGGGCCCUGCUUCCGGUUGCCUUAGGAGAGCAGGCUGCAGCCUCUGCUUCGCGCCCAGCAUUCUCUUCUGUCUCCUACACUGAGUUGACAGUUGCCAAUGUCACCAGCCUAUGGAUCAUCCACCAAAGGGAGGGUGUUGUGUGCUCCACGCCAGACACAGGUGUCGAUUGCAUCUUCAAAGUGAAGCUUUUAUUUAUUAUUGAAAAUAUUUAUUUUGUUUUUGUUUAGGGGCCCCUAACAAUGAUUUCCAAAAUCCACGUUCCUAAGUUGUAGCUCGCAUGAUGAAUGGCUGCAGAAAGCUUAGAGUGUUUGAGAAACCUGGCGGAACCAUUGAGUAGCAGUGGACAAUCCACGUACUUUCCUGCAGAGUGAAACGCCAUUCAGAAUAGCACUGAUGGAAACUUGUGUAGCUGCCCGCUCCGUUUCACUGUGCUAGCGGAAGAAAGAAAGCAGUAGUGUCACACCAGCGUCUCUGAGACAACCACUUGAAAGGAGGGUUAAACGGGAGUUCAAACCUGAGGGAUUUGCUGAGGGACUGACCAGAUGAUGGUUAAGGGUCUUUCCACGGUUGAUUUGCCGUGAUUCCACAUGAAAAUGAGAGUACUUAGACCAGGCCUUUCCUAGGAAGCCUUUUUCUAAUUCACUCCAUCACUGAAUUCUUUCUCCAUUAUUCUUGCCCAGGUUUGGUGGCUAUUGAGUGAACAUCAUUUGACUUCCCUAGAAAAGCCCUAUUAUGUGUCUCUUGUUCUCGCGGAGAUUGGCCAGGUCUGUAGUGUGAAUCAAGAAGGCUUUCAGAAAGCAUAGAGAGAGAGAGUUAAGGCAUGAGAUCUGGGAGGCUGUUCUCCAAGGGUCACGUGUCCCCAGCUCUUCAUUGUCAGUAGGCCACCUGUCACUGUGCAGGUAGACGGAAGUGGGACACGGGGAACUGCAUGAACAGAACUGUGAAGCAAAGAGGCAGCCGCCGUUGCACAAGUCAGAUGUGUAGCCUGCCAGCCUGCUCAUACCACGUGUGGCAACUGUUUAGAGCAGUGGUUCUCCACCUUCCUCGUGCCGUGACCCUUUCAUCCAGUUCCUCAUGUGGUGGUGACCC
Echinops telfairi (small Madagascar hedgehog) is the source of this 2970-nucleotide messenger RNA. RefSeq names its product poly(ADP-ribose) polymerase family member 11 (gene PARP11). Lineage: Eukaryota; Metazoa; Chordata; Mammalia; Afrosoricida; Tenrecidae. The transcript has 9 exons. The record is from RefSeq and is a predicted model, not a curated record. Gene Ontology annotation, molecular function: NAD+ poly-ADP-ribosyltransferase activity. The coding region runs from base 255 to 1259 and encodes 334 amino acids.